AUGGAUGAGCCGCACCCUGGGAAAACCACCUUCGUGAUCAUGGUAUCUCCGCCUGCCAGAGGCCCCCACACUGGGACAGUGGGGAUCGAGAUCAAGUGGCUGAAGAACGGGCAGGAGCAAACAGCCGGGGUGGUGUCCACGGAGCUGCUCCAGAACGGAGACUGGACCUUCCAGAUCCUGGUGAUGCUGGAGAUGAGCCCCCGGCGCAGGGACGUCUACACCUGCCAGGUGAAGCACAUCAGCCUGCGGGACCCCCUCACCGUGCACUGGGAGGCGCAGUCUGACUCUGCCAGGAGCAAGAUGCUGACGGGAGUCGGGGCCUUUGUGCUGGGGCUGAUCUUCCUGGCGCCAGGACUCCUCACCUGCCCCAGGACUAAGAAAGGUGAUGGCUCCGGGAUGGGGCCAGUGGCCCAGGAAACAAGUCCCCAGUGAAGCC
Molecule: messenger RNA, 436 nt
Organism: Chelonoidis abingdonii (Abingdon island giant tortoise)
Lineage: Eukaryota; Metazoa; Chordata; Testudines; Testudinidae
Product: DLA class II histocompatibility antigen, DR-1 beta chain-like
Source: RefSeq, a predicted model, not a curated record